AUUGGCAGCGUAGGUUAUGCUACUCGAGGYCAAUUUUUUCUUCUGAUACUAAGCCCAACGAAGUUGCUUUGCGCUGUUUCGGACUGGUUGGGAGAUGGCGGCAGUUCUGCUCCAAGUUUUGGAGCGUACAGAGCUUAAUAAACUUCCUAAAGCUGCUCAAAACAAAUUAGAAAAGUUCCUUACUGACCAAAAGAAUGAAAUCGAAUCCCUCAAAACGCAGCACGAGCGGUUCAAAGCGGACUGUGAGCAGCAAUACUUUGACGUUGAGAAGAGAUUGGCAGAGAGUCAGGAGCAGAUUGUGUCUCACACCCGGAAUUACCAGACUCUCAAAGAGGAGAAUACCAAACUCAUCGAAGAGCUGAACAAUCUGAAAGGUGUGGAUGUGGAAUCGUCAGAGGAGAAGGAAUCACAGCAGCCGAGCAAAGCCAAAUAUGAGAUUGAGGCCGAAAGGCGGGAACUGGCUCGUCUGCUUGAAAAGAGAACUCAAGAAGUGGAAAAUCUCACCGAGGAUGUCAAGCGGCUCAAUGRCAAGCUGGUGGAGACCAACACAGCCAAAAUAGAUCUACAGCUCAAACUGGAUGAGAUCCAAUCUUCUGAGGUCUCCAUUCAGCACCGUGAGAAACGUAUGGAGCAGGAGAAGGAGCUGCUGCAGAAUCAGAACACGUGGCUGAACUCUGAACUGAAGACCAAGACAGAGGAGCUGCUAUCAGUCUCCAGGGACAAGGGCAAGGAGAUCCUGGAGCUCAAGUGCAGCUUUGAGUGCAAGAAGGACGAGGUCAUAAGACUUCAAACCCAAGUCACCAAUCUGAAGAAGAGCAGUGAGAACCUGCAGAAGCGAGUGGAGGACCUGAUGACAAAACUGAAAGAGGCUAAAGACCAUCAUAGCACCAUGGAGGAGAAGUACCGCAAUGAACAGAAUGCCCACAUCAAGCUCUCCAACUUGUACAAGGGGUCAGCGUCAGAUGCAGAGUCCAAGAACGAGGAGUUGAACAGGGCCGUGGAGGAGCUGCACAAGCUGGUGAAGGAGGCUGGUGAUGCGAGACAGAACAUGGAGAAGAAGCUGGCAGACAUGGCGGGGUCAAAGAGCAAACAGGAGGCUGAGAUGAAGGAGAAGUUUAAGAAGAUGGAGCUGGAGAACGCCAACCUGCGUGCCUCAGAUAAGAAAAGAAGCAUGCCAGUGCUCACAGAGGAAGAGUUGGACUCCAUGUGUCCGACCGCAGCUGCUGUGGCCAAGAUUGUCAAGCCUGGAAUGAAGUUCAUGGAGCUGUACAACGCAUUCGUGGACGUCCAGGACCAGUUGCUCGUGGAGAAGCAGGAGAACCGGCGUGUGACGCGCGUGCUGGACGAGAUCGUGCAGGAGGUGGAGGAGAAGGCGCCCAUCCUAAAGCGCCAGCGGGAGGAGUAUGAGAGCAUGCAGAGGUCCAUGAACAGCCUCUGUGCCAAACUGGAACAGGCCAGGACGGAGAUCCACAGCCUGCAGAAAGAGACAGAUGAGGCCAAAAAGCACUGCUCCAACCUGGAGAAGGACAACCAGCACUCUGAGAGAGAGCUGGAGGACAUGUCCCAGCAGGUGCGUGUCCUGCUAGUGGAGCUGGAGGAGGCGCGUGGCAACCCGGUGGUCCGCGAGGAGACGAUGAACCUGAGCAGCAGCUCUGAGAUCAUCAACCCGCGGCAGGUUUCCUUCCGCAGUGUGGAGGAGUUGCAGCGGCAGAACCAGAGCAUGCUGGCACGUCUCCGGGAGCUGGGGGAGAAGAUGGAGAGAGAGCAGACCGAGGCCAAGUCUGCACGUGUGACCCAGCUGGAACAGCAGCUAGAGAAGGUCCAGAAGGAGCUGGAGAUUAUAAAGGAGCAGAGAAACCAGCAAAAGCAGUUGGCUGACUCCAACGGCCGCCAGAGAGACAUGUACCGCAUCCUGCUGUCCCAGAGCACCGGCUUCAACCUCCCACCACAAGGUCCUACACAGGAGGCAGCCCCCCAGACGUACACCCCCAGCCGGCCCUCCUUCCCCCCUCCCACCAGGUCCACCCCCAUGAGGGCUUCAGCCGCUGAGUCUUCCCAGACCAUCCAGGCCAAGGCUGCUCUCAAACAGUUGAACGACUCCUUCACCACAUACAAGAAUGAGAAGGCGGUGAACGACAGGAUGCUGAACGAGCAGAACGAGAAGCUACAGGAGCAGCUGUCUGCGGUCCGCUCCCAGAAGGCCAAGCUCUCCACACAGCUGGAGUUCGCCUCCAAGAGGUACGAGAUGCUGCAGGAGAAUGUAAACGGCUACAGGCGGGAGAUCGCUGCUCUGCACGAUAAGAGCCAGAAGAUGGCCGCCACGGCUCAGAAACAUGAGCAGAUCAUCCACACCAUGACCCAGGAUCUCCGGGCAGCCAAUGAGAAGCUGGCCAUGGCAGAGGUGCGUGGUGAGAACCUGAAGAAAGAGAGAGACAUGCUGAAGUCAGCAGAGUCCAGACUGAACCAGGAGAAGGAAGCCAUGAUGGCUGAGCAGCGCAACCAGAACCUCCUGCUCACCAACCUCAAGUCCAUCCAGCUGACGAUGGAGCGUACUGAGACCGAGACCGGGCAGCGUCUGAACAGCCAGAUAGAGAGACUGGAGAGAGAGCUCACCCAGUUUAAGAAGAAACUGGCUGAGGAGGUGGAGCAGAGGCACACGCUGGGCCGUAACCAAGAUGCUCAACUGCUGGAGGCCAAGAAGCAGCUAGAGGCCCAGUGUGCCCUGCACCAGAAGACCAAGGAGCUUUUGAAGAAUGCUGAGCAGCAGGCUAACCUUCUGAAACAACAGCUCAGCCAUGCUGARAGCCAGAACCAGGGUUCAGGUCUGGGCCAGGGUCAGAGCCUGGGCCAGACCAACUCCCGGGCACCCAUCAGAGCACCGUUAAGAGCUCCAUCUCAGACCCUAGCUCAGGCCCAGUCCCAGGCUACCCAGGAGGCCCAGGCCAAGCUCCAGGCAGAACUAGAGGAGGUGCGCGGGCGUCUGCAGCAGGCCGAGAAGCAGAUCAGCGAUCUGCAGGAGCGCCUGCAGAACGCGAGCACUAACGUGGAGCAGUACCGCAUCGUGGUGCUCAGCCUGGAGGAGUCCCUCAGCAAAGAGAAACAGGCUCGUUCUCCUGUGGAGACUCGUCUAAAGGAGGCCCAGGAGUUCCAGCGUGGGCUGGAAAAGAAGCUGGUGGAGGCUGAGAAGGAGAAACAGGAGCUCCGUGAGGAGAAGAGGAAGGCCGUGGACAUUGUGGAGAAACAGGUGAAUGAACUGAAGAGGACUAUGAAAAACUUGCAGUCAGAGCUGCAGGAGGCUGAGGAGAGGAAGGCUGCAGCCGUCACCCAGGAACAGAAGGCCAUGCAGGACAGCCUGCAGCAGGGCAAGCUGGCAGCGGAGGCCCAGAACAAGUACGAGCGGGAGCUGAUGCUGCAUGCGGCUGAUGUGGAGGCGCUACAGGCGGUCAAGAAACAAGGCCUGCAGGGGAACCAGAGCAGGAAGCAGCUGGAGGACAAGGCCAAACAGAUCACCACCCAGCUACAGGAGGCUCGCACCAACUGGAACCAGCUGGAGAAGAAACUCAAGGAGGACCUGUCCAAGCAGCAGAAGCGGGCAGAUGAGCUGCAGAAGCAGAAUGGCCUGCUGCACCAGCAGAUGGAGAGCCUGGGAGCCAAAAUGGCCGCCACAGUACAGCAGCAGCAACAGGCUAGUAGGGAGAGCAGCCUCAACCUGUCCUUCAGCGAAGAGGGCAAGUCCCAGGAACAGAUCCUGGAGAUCCUCAGGUUUGUGCGUCGUGAGAAGGAGAUCGCAGAGACACAGUUUGAGGUGGCAGAGGUUGAGACACAGCGCUACAAACAACAGGUUGAACACCAGGACCGCGAGCUGAAGGAACUACAAGAGAGCCUCAACGCUGAGAGAGAGAAACUACAGCUGACAGCGAAGACCAUGGCCCAGCACGAUGAGAAAAUGAAGAGGAUGGAGAACUUAAACGUGCUGGUGGAGACCAACAAGAUGCUGAAGGRGGAGAGGGAGAGGCUGGAACAGGAGCUGCACCAGACCCAGGCUAAAGUGCGUAAGCUGGAGGCGGACAUCACUCCCCUGCAGGACUCCAACUCUGAGCUGAGUGAGAAGAAUGGCAUGCUGCAGGCUGAGAAGAAACUGUUGGAAGAGGACUGCAAACGCUGGAAGGCCCGCACACAGCAACUGGUGAGCCAGCAGAAGGACACAGACCAGGAGGAGAACAAGAAGCUGCACUCUGAGCGAGAGGCCCACCUCAAACGCAUCCAGCAGCUCUCUGAGGAGACUGGGAGACUGAAGGCUGAGGUGGCCAGGACCCAUGCGUCGGUGACCACAGCCCAGAGCCAGGCGCAGAACCUGAAGGAGAUUCUGGGCAAGGUGACCACCGAGAGGGAUGCGAAGACCCUGGACAUCCAGGAGAAGUGCAAGACCAUCACGCAGGUCAAGAAAAUCGGACGACGUUACAAGACGCAGUAUGAGGAGCUCAAAGUGCAGCACGACAAGCUGGUGGCGGAGGCAGCAGCCAAGCCAGCCCAGGAGGAGGUGCUGCAGGCCGUGCAGCAGGCCCAGCUGCAGGCUCAACAUGCCCAGCAGGCCUCUGCCCAAGAGAUCCAGAGCCUGAAGGACUCCCUCAGCCAGGCUGAGACCAAGGUCAAAGACCUGGAGGGACAACUGAAAAACGUACAGGAGACAGUGAAUGAGCGCAACACAGAGAUGGGGCGUCUGAGACAGGAGCUGACCCGGCUCCAGGAACAGUCUGCACAGGGGACACAGAGUGAAGUGACCCGGCUGAAACAGGAGCUGACCCGGCUCCAGGAACAGUUUACCCAGGCCCAGGGGACCCAGGGUGAAGUGACCCGGCUGAAACAGGAGCUGACCCGGCUCCAGGAACAGUCUACCCAGGCCCAGGGGACCCAGGGUGAAGUGACCCGGCUGAAACAGGAGCUGACCCGGCUCCAGGAACAGUCUACCCAGGCCCAGGGGACCCAGGGUGAAGUGACUCGGCUGAAACAGGAGCUGCAGGAGAAGACUGCUCACGAGGAGUCGCUACGGCAACAGAUGGCCGACAAGGAGGAGAAGACCAAGAAGGUCUUCAUGGGAGCCAAGCAGAAGAUCAACCAACUCAACAUUGCGAAGGAGCAUCUGACCAAGGAGGUGGAGGAGCUGAAGCAGCAGCGGGAGGAGCAGGAGGUGCGUCUGAGUGCUCUCAAGUCCCAGUAUGAGGGCCGUCUGCACCGACAGGACCGAGAGAUCAGGGAGCUCCGAGACCACCGUGACGAACAACCUCAGAGAGACGAGUCCCAGGACCAGGGGAAAAAUAAGACUCAGGAGCAGCAGCAGAGAGCUCCAGAACAGAGGCAGAUCAACCAGAGGACUUCCCAAGCUGCAGACAGGGGAAGUGGUUCUUCCGGCUCUUCAGAGCAGCCCCCCACUGCCAACAUCAAACCCACCACAGUGUCGGGCGGUGCCCCCAGUAAACCUUCCCCCAUCCCCGGGAACAAGUCCACCCCCAGGGCCAGUAUCCGACCCAUGGUGCCCAUAACCAUGCCCACACCCACGGCCACUGUCAUGCCCCAUACACAGUCUGAAAGCCAGGAAGUGCUGCAGUCCUCUGAGGGUGGAACCCCUGUGGAACACGUGUCUGUGUUCGGCAGCACCAGCGGCUCGGUCCGCUCCACCAGCCCUAGCGUCCAGAACAUCACACACUCUCAGUUUCAGCCAAUCAGCAGCCAGGCCACCGCCUUCGUCCAGCCAACCCAGCAACAGCAGGCCCCGCCCACCGCUGAGCCGGCCAGUCAGGAGACCGAGGCGGGCCCUAGUGGUCAAGUGGAGAGGCCCUCCACGUCUACGGCCGUAUUUGGCUCCGCUAUUGCUACAGGGGGCUCUGCUGGGCCAAAGCGUGCCCGCGAGGUGGAGCUGGAGGCUCGGGCAGAGAGCCCUGACACGGCCCUGGAGAACCCAGACGAACCACCCAUCCCCAAGAAGCUCCGUAUCAUCCAGAGAGUGGGCCUGGAGGAGGAGAAUGAAGAGGGCACUGAUGGAGAGGCUGAGGGGUCAGGGGAGAACCAGGAGACUCCAGACGGCAGUCAGGAGCUACCAGACGUGUCCUUUCCUGUACUGGGAGAGGUGGAGGAAGAGGAUGACGGGGUGUCCCAGUCUGUCCCCUCAGACCACCAGGUGACCCACCAACCCUCUGACACCCAGGACUCCAGCGAAGAGCGCCAGCCUGACGUCAUCAUCAUCGACACAGACAGCUCCAGUCGAGAAGAAGAAGAGGAAGAGGAGGAGGCAGAGCAGUAUGAGGAAGAGGUGGAGGAAGAGAAGGAGGAUGAUGAUGACGAGGACCAGGGGAUGGGAAGAGAGGAGAGCAACGAGGGGAGCGGAGACGCCAACGAACCGUUUGAAGGAGACGAGACGGGCCCUGAGACCUCGGAGCCUGCCUCRGAGAACGAGGAGAGCAUGGGAGCUAUAGACUCCACCUCCCAGAAACAGGCUGACUCGCAAAGCGGUGAGGGGAGCAGCAGUACCACCGAAUCCUUCCCCAUGGCCAUGUCCGACCCCCCCAAAGAACUACUACAGCCUACCGCUAGUACUACCAGCACUUUCUCCUUCUCUACCUCCCCCUUCUCCCCCUCCUCCAGCCUGCGCCUGCCCCAGUCCGUCCCCCGCCGACCCCCACACCCCCUGCCCCCACGCCUCUACAUCCAGCCCCCCGGCACUGAGCUGGGCCUGGGACCUCCACCCACACAGAGGCUGUCUGCGCCAAUCCGCCGGCAGUCUGUAGGCAGAGGACCCCAGCUGACGCCUGGGAUAGGCAACAUGCAACACUUCUUUGAUGACGAUGACAGGAUGGUCCCCAGUACGCCCACGCUGGUGGUGCCCCACCGGACUGAUGGCUUUGCUGAGGCCAUCCAUUCUCCCCAGGUAGCAGGAGUUCCCAGGUUCAGGUUUGGUCCUCCUGAAGACAUGCCUCAGGCCAGCUCGUCCCACUCUGACCUYGGACAGCUCGCCUCACAAGGAGGUCUGGGGAUGUACGAGAGUCCUCUGUUCCUGGCCGCUCACGACGAGGAGUCUGGAGGGAGGAGUGUUCCCACCACGCCCCUGCAGGUUGCUGCCCCAGUGACGCUCUUCAAUGAAUCCCACCCCUCUGAUGCCCAGGACAUGGCAUCCCAGUCUGUUCCCAUGGUGACAACAUCCACGAGCCACCACGGGCUGGCAGUCCCCGGCGGAGAGGCCGUCCCAGGAGAUGACGGGGACGAGGUGUUCAUGGAGGCAGAUAGUGAAGGUAGGAGUGGUGAAGCGUCCAUGGAUAGCCAGGCUGAGAUGGACUCUGCCCAGCCGUCAGACGAUGCCAGUCUGCCCUCCACAAGCCAGGAGCCCACCUCCAGCUCUGCCGACACCAGCAGUAGUGUGCAGCCCAAGCCCUCCGGCCGCCCCUUGGCCCAGCACUCUCUGCCCAUGAGGACAGCCAACAGGGGCAGGGCGCUYAUCCGCAGAGGAGGUAUGGGCUUCCUUCGAGCAGGAAGAGGCCCCUUCGGUAGAGGAAACCUACCCCGCUAAUGAUGCCAUCGUGCACUGCUCCACCCCCCUCCCUUCGUCCCAACUAUCAAUCAGUGUCUUGGUCUACUUAAAAAAUGCAGCUAAUUUGUGAUGGACUUCUUCCCUAACUUUGUGUCAGUGGAUACCAUGUGUCAGUGGAUACCAUACAUUUUAGUUGUUUUGUAUUUGUUUCAAGAAGAGUAAUUGUUCCAUUGCUUUUGUUUUUGCUAAUAAACUUUGAGAAAAAUAAAAUGUU
Salvelinus sp. IW2-2015 is the source of this 7793-nucleotide messenger RNA. Lineage: Eukaryota; Metazoa; Chordata; Actinopteri; Salmoniformes; Salmonidae. The record is from RefSeq and is a predicted model, not a curated record.